Peronospora farinosa is the source of this 1740-nucleotide messenger RNA. The record is from the annotation of a GenBank genome assembly. Lineage: Eukaryota; Oomycota; Peronosporomycetes; Peronosporales; Peronosporaceae.
AUGCGCUUCCCUUUGCCGGUGGGGUACUUUAACAACGUUCAGGUCUCUCAAUCGAAAUGCCAGGAAUACAAAGACAUGGUGCGUCGUCGUGUGAGCUGCAUGCUGGCAGAAGAACACCGCUCCAAGCAGAGACAAGCGCAACAAUUUCCAGUGGUGCCACACACGGAGUGGAAAUAUCUCCGCCGCAUGGAUGACUUGAAAGUGUAUCAGCGACGAUGUCGGGGUCGACCAAGACAAGAUGUCGCGGCGGAGGAAGAGUUCCCGGAAGCGGCGAUUGCGGUGGAACGGGGUAACCCAAGUAUGCUCGUGGCCGGAACGGUGACCGGCACUAUUGAGGAUAUGCUCUAUGGCAUGAGUGCCACAACGCAUGAGGAGAUGAUGACCGGAUUUUCAAUCACCGCUCCGCCACAUGACGCAGCGCUGCUUAGUGUCGUCGAACGCUCAACAGUCGAGGACCCCUUGCGUUCAGCCGAGCUGCUGUGGGUGCUCACUAAAGUGCCGUUCCUGAAUCGAAGAGAUGUCUGUUUCUUGAAAGCUACCGGUGUGGGGCGAGACAGAAAGGGAAAACCUUACGGCUACAUGGUGCUGCAUUCGGUGGAUUUGCCAGAGUGUCCUCCAUUCGACUAUCACAAGACGAAAGUUCUCCGCGCCAAGAUGUUCUUUUCGUUCUUGUUUCGUGAGAGCAGUCCUGGAUCCGUGGAUGUAAUGGGACGUGGCAUCUUUGACUUGGCUGGUGGGGACAUGCUGAAGUUAGUGCUGCCACACGCAACCGCAGUCGUCAUCAAAGGAAUUUUGAGAAGUGUGAGUUGUGGUGAGGCCAAGAAGCUCACAUUGCUGGCACUUCGAAACGAUGAAGAGCGCAGAAAACUCAAGACGAUCUCAAAGAAGAGCGUUUGUUCCAUGUGUAUUCGUAGCAACCGACGCAUGUUUUCAGGAUUUCGCUUGUGCUUGUGCGAAGUCUGUGGCGUCACUAUCUGCACGAGCUGCACGAUCAAACACAAGCGUAUGUUUACAGGAACGAAACAGCCAUGGCGUGAAGUCAUGUGUUGUGUAACGUGUUCACAGGAGGCAAAGAGUAUCACGGGUGUUUAUCUUGGGGAGCCCGAGUUUGUUGUCGUGGCCGAGUUCUACAGCAAAUUCCGCCCUAUCUCAACUUGUUCGUCUGUGAAUCGCUCGAUGAUGGCAGCAACUUUUUCAAUGCCUUCAUCGAAAGCUUCAGCUAGACAAGACGUGGUGGAUAACUCACCAGAUCGUAGCAUUGGCGAGGCUACAUUGCUGAAGUCCGACCCUGGUAAAACAAGCUCGUCAAUAGGAUUCACCAACUCUACAAUUGAUGAUAGCUGUGCAGAUUCCGACUUGGAUCUCAGCUUCUCGAGCACACUAAGUGAUCUGAAUUCGGGUGAUUAUCGACCCUACUCCAGCGCUUAUUACAACAGCAAUGUCGAGUGGGUGGAGAAACUUGAGUCAGUGUCGGCCGAUUUGCUGAAGGAAUACGCGGAGCUUGGAGAGUUGACGGAGGAGACAGUCUCGACUGAGAUGCAUGCUUGGAGUGAAAAAAGCUGCACACAAGACGUUGGCAAGCAUGUGAAGGAGAUCAACCUUGUCGAUCCUGCUGUUUUGUUGAAGCUCUCUCGACGACCCAACAUGGUUGAGUGGAUGAAGGGUCUCCAAUUGUCGGUCGAGGAAGCAUACAUUGCGGCGAAGGCGAACGAAGAGAUUAUGAAGAAGUCCAUGCGGUAG